This is a messenger RNA of Histoplasma mississippiense, 189 nucleotides long. RefSeq lists its product with no specific name. The coding region runs from base 1 to 189 and encodes 62 amino acids. The record is from RefSeq and is a predicted model, not a curated record. NCBI's taxonomy places the organism in Eukaryota, Fungi, Ascomycota, Eurotiomycetes, Onygenales, Ajellomycetaceae. The transcript has a single exon.
AUGUAUGGAUGGAUGCGGAUUCAUCGACGAGAAAGGGGCCAAGCGUGGAGCAGGCAUGAUAAACAUGCGUUGGCUCUCUUGCAGGAUCGAGAGACCCUCGACAGGGUUCCAGAGAUGGGUGGAUCUAGGGUGAUCCGGGCCCAUGGUGCCUGGAAUACGACUCGCAUACGGACCAUUGAGGAAAAAUGA